AUGAUAUCAUCGCCCUCGCCGAAGCGAGCGGCCACACCCUUGAGGCAGACGAAAUUAACCCCUGCCGCUACCAAAGCCCCGUCGCCCCCCCUCGCCGCGGGUCGUAUCGAAGGACACUUCCCCGACAUCCCCACCCUCACCGCCCAUACCAAUCAACUCCAAAAUCAAUGCGACCUCCUUCUCGUCGAAGGAGCUGGCGGAUGGCACGUCCCCCUCACUAAAACAGAAAAUCUCGCCGACCUUGCCAAAGCCAUCGACCUCCCCAUCCUCCUCGUCGUCAACAACCGCCUCGGUGCCCUCAACCAUACCCUUCUCACCCUCGAAGCCAUCCAAAAUUCUGGCCAAAUUUGCCUCGGCAUCAUCCUCAACCACCUCGAAGAAGAACGCGACCUUGCCACCGUCACCAACCCCACCCUCUUGCGCGAACUCACUGACGUCCCGAUCCUCGCCGAAGUCCUCACCACAGGUGAAUUCAUCGACUGGCUGGAUCCUACCUACGCUCCUUAA
This is a messenger RNA of Nerophis lumbriciformis (worm pipefish), 507 nucleotides long. Lineage: Eukaryota; Metazoa; Chordata; Actinopteri; Syngnathiformes; Syngnathidae. The record is from RefSeq and is a predicted model, not a curated record.